AGCUGCCCGGCGCCGGUUUCCGGGUGGUGCGAGCGAGAUGGGGCGGAGGGCAAGUCUUGCAGAGUAGCUGCGGUGAGUGGGCGUGUGCGCCGAGCGGUCUGGCCCAAGGGCUGGGGGCCGGCCGAGGGUCUUCGGGAGCAGGCCGCAGGGCGCGGAGACAUCCUGGGAUCGCCGUCCGCCGCUGCUACCCGGCAUGUCGGCGGAGGCCUCGGGCCCGGCGGCCGCCGCGGCGCCGUCCCUGGAAGCCCCCAAGCCCUCGGGUCUCGAGCCUGGCCCCGCCGCCUACGGUCUCAAGCCGCUGACCCCGAACAGCAAAUACGUGAAGCUGAACGUGGGCGGCUCGUUGCACUACACCACGCUGCGCACCCUCACGGGACAGGACACCAUGCUCAAAGCCAUGUUCAGCGGCCGCGUGGAGGUGCUGACCGAUGCCGGAGGUUGGGUGCUGAUUGACCGGAGCGGCCGUCACUUUGGUACAAUCCUCAAUUACCUGCGGGAUGGGUCUGUGCCACUGCCGGAGAGUACGAGAGAACUGGGGGAGCUGCUGGGCGAAGCACGCUACUACCUGGUGCAGGGCCUGAUUGAGGACUGCCAGCUGGCGCUGCAGAGUCUCUCUGUCGCCCAGGCUGGAGUGCAAUGGCGUGAUCUUGGCUCACCGCAACCUCUGCCUCCCAGGUUCAAGCAAUUCUCCUGCCUCAGCCUCCCAAGUAGCUAGAAUUACAGGCGCCUGCCGCCACGCUUUGCUACUUUUUUGUAUUUUUAGUAGAGACGGGGUUUCACCAUGUUUGCUAGGCUGGUGUCGAACUCCUGACCUCACGUGAUCCAUCCGCCUUGGCCCCCCAAAGUGCUGGGAUUACAGGCGUGAGCCACCGGCCUGUAGUUUUAAAUUUACUAAUGUUAAAACUAAAGUUUUAAAACCUGGCCUGUAGUUUUAAAUUUACUAAUGUCAUCAUGUACCCACUGUGUGUCAGGAGCAAUUCUGCUAUCUGCUUGUGUAUACGUCUUGUAUCCUUGUUUGACAUAAAAAGAAACGCGAGGGAGCUUGGAAGACGUGUCCAAGGUCAAAGAGCUGGGAAGCAGCAGAGCUCAGAUUUGACCCCAGGCUACCUGACUAUCUGACCUUCAGCCUCCCAAGAGCUGUACUUUUCUAUACUCCUGCUCUGCACCUCACACAGCUCAGCACACUCCUCAGUGUGUGGCGCUUCAUCAAUAUUGGUCUAUGCAAACCUUUUGUCUUUUAGUUUUAUUUCUUUCCCUCCAUUCCCAGUCCCCUGCCUACUUUCCUUUUCCCCAGGGGCACCCAUCCAAUUUUAAUGUUUUGAUACAUAUGCUCGAAAAGCUAAAGCAUUGUUCUGCAUAUGUGUGCAUUUUAAAUGUCCAUAAAUGGCAUUGAAGCUGUGAAUCAGUUUCUGUUGCAUUGUGUUUUUUUAAUUCAGCACUUUUUUUCAAGAUCUAUUCAUGCUGCUCCAAGUACAUCUAGUUCUUUGCUUCUAACAGCUGCAGAGAAAUCUGCGGUGUUCAUUCACCAUAUUUUGUUCAUACAUUCCCCUGAGGUUGGAGACAUAGAUUGCCUUCCAGUUCCUGCCCCUACAAACCGUGUCACCAUGAGCAUCCUGGUACAUGCUCCCUUCUGAUUCUGUGCCAGUCUCCUGUCAUUGUAGCUGGGAGUAGAAUUGCUGGAUAACAGGACACCUGCAAACGGCGUUUUAGUAAAUAUCAUCUAAUUGCUCUCCCGAAUGGUUAUAAUACUUUAUCCUCAUAAUGAGCAGUGCAUAAGAGAUUCCAUUUCUGCAUGUCCUCAUCAAAACAUGGCAUCAUCCAGCUUUCUAAUUUUGCCAAUCCAAUGAGUGUAGCGUGAUCUCAUUUUCAUUUGCAUGCCUCUGAUUACUAAUGAGGUUCAGCAUCUUUUCAUAUACUCACUAGUGUUUUUUUGUUUCCCUUCCUGUGAAUUGCUUAUUCAUGUUCUUUACCAGAUUUUCUGCUUUUUUCUUUUUCAUGUUGCUUAGCAGGAGAUCCUUGCAUAUUUUAGUUUAGUUCCUAGGGAUAAUUAAGCCCUACUGCAUAUGGGUAUGUCUUAUACAUGCCCUAGGGCAUGGAUUAUACAUAACAAAUUAACCUCUAAGCCUGUAGCAUGGGACUAUUUACCUACUGUUCUCAGCAAAGUUCAGAAAACACUCAAAUUAUUUGCUGUUUUUUUGUUUUUGUUUUUCUUUUUUUGAGGUGGAGUCUUGCUCUGUCGCCCAGGGUGGAGUGCAGUGGCGCGAUCUUGCCUCACUGCAACCUCCCUCUCUGGGGUUCAAGUGAUUCUCCUGCCUCAGCUUCCCGGGUAGCUGGGACUACAUGUGUGCACUACAAUGCCUGGCUAAUUUUAUCAUAUUUUUGGUAGAGAUGGAGUUUCGCCAUGUUGGCCAGGCUGGUCUCGAACUCCUGACCUCAAGUGAUCCACCUGCCUUGGCCUCCCAAAGUGCUGGGAUUCAGGCGUGAGCCACCGUGCCUGGCCAUAUUUGCUGGUUUUUGAGAUUCAGAUUAGGAACUUCAGUUGAAAAAGUCUGUUCUAGAUAAAAAUUUCUAGUCAAUGUAGAUAUUGCCAAUAUUUUUUCUUAGAAUGUCACCCGCUUGUGGCAUCUAGCAUUGAAUGGAAAUCCUUGAUUUUUUAAAAUUACAAAUAACCAUUGAUUAUUUUAAAGCAGUAUUUUUUAAUUGUAGAAAUUUCAGAAACACAAAUAAUCUAAAAAAUAAAAGCACCAAAUAUUCUUCC
Pan troglodytes (chimpanzee) is the source of this 2758-nucleotide messenger RNA. It is a transcript of the gene KCTD13, whose product is annotated as potassium channel tetramerization domain containing 13. Gene Ontology annotation, cellular component: Cul3-RING ubiquitin ligase complex. The record is from RefSeq and is a predicted model, not a curated record. Gene Ontology annotation, biological process: protein homooligomerization; protein ubiquitination; proteasome-mediated ubiquitin-dependent protein catabolic process. Gene Ontology annotation, molecular function: ubiquitin-protein transferase activity; protein binding. The transcript has 3 exons. The coding region runs from base 194 to 715 and encodes 173 amino acids. NCBI's taxonomy places the organism in Eukaryota, Metazoa, Chordata, Mammalia, Primates, Hominidae.